GAAAUCAAUAUCAGUCGACGUCCAGGUCCACUUCGGACUGCAGUCACAACAGAAUGCGCAACAGUUGCGUUUAAACGAAAGACAGGGAGAGAGACAACGUUGAUUCCAUUGUUCGACUGAUACCGAAAAGAAAUCGAAAACUCCUUCGUGUUUCCGGUGCUCCGAGCAGCGAACGCCGACGAACACAGCCGUUUGAAUGACCGAACAUGAACGCGAGAAGUUUGGGAUGCUUGUGCUACGCGAAGCCGCCGACGAAAGUGCGUCCGAUCAAAACGUGACUCCCGUCGACGAGGAACCGUCCGCGAGCACGGGACAGUUGGAACGCGUCUUCAAGAUGUCCGAGAAACGCAUCUCGCUGGGCAUCAACGUCAGCAUUCUCGUCAUAUUAAUGAUAUUCGGGGUGCUAUUGUCGUUGCCUCUGCGGAUGUUGCUCAACACAAACUACGAAAGCAACCAGACCCUCAACGAGAACUGUGCGACGGAGACAAAGAGGAACGAGACCAGCACCGAGAUCAUGGUGAUUCCUAUCGAUCAUCGGAAGCUGAAACGGUGCCCUAGAUACGAGUACGUGGACCACCUACAGUCUGUUUUUCUCAGCAAUUACGACAGAAACUGUACCUUCGUACGAAACGACGACGACGAGGAGGACGACGACGACGACGACGACGACGACUCGAAAGAGGCGACCGAGGAUAAUUCUGCGUCGACGGUUUCCGAGGAGACGGUUGGCGAAGACUCGGCGGAAAAUGCGGAAGAUAGUGGCAAAGAUCGUCGAAUGAAAUCCGUUCCAGUGGCGGGACAUAUUCUCGUGACGAUGCUUGUCAUUUCAGCGAUCGCUGCUCUUGUUGAAGUGUUGCGAAUACGUUUCGCUAGAGAUAAGGACUCGUCUAAGGCAGGUAAUGCCGGUUCAAGAAAAGCUUCCACGGUCGAACUUCCCGUUCGGGGCCGCAUUUUUCCGAGGCAACCGAUGAACAGUCAGAGGUCCUUUGAAAUGCAAGGCAUGCACCGAUCCGCUUUACGCCUAUUAGGUGCGAGACCGCCGCCGCUUAUCCGCCGCUCAUCAUUCCCAACUCAACCGUCUAAGCAAAACAUUGCCUCGGUGACCGGCACGCCGAAUAAUCGGAUGUCGAGACGUCAGUCAGCCGAGUCCGAUGAAGAAAUCGGCACUCUCAUUAACGCACUUCAUCACCGCACACGCCUGAUUCGACGACAUUAAGUAAGGCCAAUCAAUUGAAAUUUUUGAAACUUCAUUCGCGUUAACACUAACAGGGUAUGGCGUCCUAGACUGUAUGGUCUUACGCAUCGCACAACGAUCAUGCUCACGUCAAUUUUUGAACAACUCUUACUACUUCGUGAGUCCGCCAUCUUAAGAGGACUUCCAUAAACAGACGCUGUUUUUUCCAAUUCGUAUUUUGCAACUCCGACGACUAACCAGCUACUUUGAAUCAACAAUGAACCUUCCCGCUGCUGAGCUACGCAACAAAUUUGCUCACUAAUCACAAUAGUAUUUUCUCAUUUUCAUUUCCCACGAGGUGACGCGACUGUAGUAUAUGUUUAUGUUAAUAAAUAAAAAAGAAAUUAUUCAGGACGAGAAAGGGUGCAACAAAGCUCAUUCGUCCUUGCUUUUACGUGUUCUUCCGUAAACGACAACGUGAUACAACUUACAGGUGAUUGAAAGUAUCGAAAGAUGAAUGUAUUUUCGAAAGAGUUAUAAAUUAUUUAAAGCGUAUUUUCUUAAAAAUAAUCCUACCUCUCUACGACACUUCUGUAAUUUCCAUCGUUUCUCACGUGAUACGUAAAAUGUUAAUUAUAACUUGUGAAAUAUAUACAUAUGUACAUAUAUUGGUGUCCAAUAAAUAAAUUCUGUUAUUCUCUA
Messenger RNA from Hylaeus volcanicus, 1876 nucleotides. RefSeq lists its product as uncharacterized. The record is from RefSeq and is a predicted model, not a curated record. NCBI's taxonomy places the organism in Eukaryota, Metazoa, Arthropoda, Insecta, Hymenoptera, Colletidae. Bases 197 to 1216 code for a protein of 339 amino acids. The transcript has 6 exons.